UCUAAUUGUGAUUUCUCAAAAUUAAAUACUAUACGUACUUGUAGCGUCGAAAUAUAUCCAGAGUACAGUAUGCCAGUCGACUUGAAAGCCCGCUCUUGCAAGGCCGAUGACAUUACGUGCUCAUUUGAAUACUCUUUGCGUUAUCGUAUUUUAGAUAUUUUUCCACCGAGCAUAGUUAUAUUUUCUUUGGAAAAAGCAAUAAGCAAUACUUUUUACUACAAAAAACGAAGGAAAAAUAAAGGUGAAUUAUGCAAAACUCGCCACUAACUAAAAACAAACAUAGACGAAAAGAUAGCGAAAGAUAGCGAAACACUCAAUAAUGAAUAUUCAACUCACGUAAAAUGACGUAACUAAAGGAUAUGGUACUCAUAGUACAUUCACCCGGGCCUUAUCUCUAUGAAUGACCUUGACCUAUGGCACUCUUAAGCCUAGACCAUGUGAUUAGUUGAAAUACUUGUUCUAUUAGUCGAGGAUAGUCGAGAACACCUUCAUCGAACCAACAAGAUGUCUAAGAGAGAUGUAGAGCAUUGUAAAUCCAUACAGGAGAGAUUCAAAUUCAAGAUAAAGGGCGAAUACUUCUAUGAUGGUGUACUAUUUGACGAGGUGUCCAUAACCAAAGGAACCCUUCCGGCGAUCAGGGCCUUAGAGAUGCGUGAUGGCGAUAUUCUCAUAGACACUUACCCCAAAUCAGGAACAACAUGGAUGAUUCAAAUUGUGUCCUUGAUUCUAGCUAAGGGAGAUAUUGACAAAGCAAAUGAAAAACCAAUCCAUUCGAGAAUACCAUUCAUUGAAAUCUUUGGUGAAUAUAAGCAAGUUGAUGAUAUCCCAAUUGGAACGCAACGGUGCAUGAAAUCGCAUCUUCCAUUGCGCAUGCUCCCGAAGCAGACGACAGAAAAGAAGGUCAAGGUCAUAUAUGUUGCAAGGAAUCCAAAAGAUACAAUUGUGUCAUACUAUCAUUUUUACCGCAUUUGUAAUGAUUACAAAUUUGAAGGCACAUGGGACGAAUUUCUAGAUAUGUUUAUUGCAGGAUAUGUCGAAUGGGGAGAUUGGUUUGAUCACGUGACACCUUUCUGGAGUGGAAAACAGGAUGACACCUUCCCAGAAUUAUUUUUUGUAACAUACGAAGCGAUGCUCAAUAACCCUUUCGAAGCAAUUAAAGAUGUCGCUGCUUUCUUGAAUGUGGAAUUAGAUGACAAAACCAUUAAUAAAAUCGCUAUUGAAUCAAGUUUCAAAAGAAUGAAAGCCGAUCCAUCUUUAAAUAUGAAGAAUGAAGAAUGGUUUGAUUUUAGCAAAGGCCUUGUUGCCCCUUUAAGUCGCAUGAUCCCAGUAUUUGACCCUAUCUUGCCUGAAAAACUUGCUAGAGGUACACGUACAUGUUUACAGUGGAAAACAAUGACAUCACUUCCGGUGGAUUCGCUGACCAACUGGUUGACAGGUUUGAUGAUAGCAACACUGUUGAUCUUAAUAACAAUUAAAUAUCUUGAUUCAAAAAGAUGGAAGUUACCACCAGGACCAUUUGCUUGGCCAAUCAUAGGUAAUGCUUCAGUUCUCAUGGCAACUCCAGACGACAACACCGGCGCAAAAAGAGUAUGGGAUUUGACAAAGAAGUACACGAGUGACAUAAUCUCGAUGCGAGUGGGGCCACGACCUGCAGUAGUUCUGCAUAAAAUAAAAGAUGUCAGAGAAGCUUACUCAAAAGAAGCAUUCCAUUAUAGGCCAAAAGCUGCUGAGCUAAGUUUCAAAGGGAUUCUCGGGAAUAAUGGUCAACGAUGGAGAGAACAGCGACGAUUCGCAUUGCAUACUCUACGAGAUUUUGGGCUGGGGAAAAAUAGAAUGGAGGCGGUUAUUCAAUCGGAGCUUGACUAUUUCAUUGCUGAGAUCUCAUGCCAUAAUAGCAAUCCCUUUGACACGAUCGAUCUCGUCAGUAACGCCACCGCAAAUGUUAUCAGCUACCUGGUUUUUGGGCACAGGUUCGAAUACACCGAUGAAACAUUUCUGGAAAUGACUCGAAUGGUGUCUCAGUUAUUCUUGUACGCAAGGGAAGUUAGUAUACAGCAAUAUAUUCCCUUUUCCAAAUAUUUACCAUUAAAUGGGAAAUCGAAACUUGACCAGGCACUGGACAGACUUUUCAAUGGAAUAUACAGACCGGAGGUUGAUCAGCAUCUGAGAGAUUAUGACCCAAAUAAAAUAGAAGAUUACAUCUCGGCAUUCAUAAAAGAAAUGAAGGAGCAUGCAGGUACAACAGAACAACAUUGGUUCACGGAGGACCAAUUGUUAUAUAACAUCGGUGAUCUCUUCCAAGCUGGUACGGACACAACAGCAGGUGCAAUCAGAUGGACGCUACUUUGUAUGGUGAAAUAUCAAGAGGUUCAAAAGAGGGUGCGUGCCGAAAUCCGUGACAACAUAGGUUUUGAAAGACCCCCUUCAAUGGCGGAUAAACUACAUCUCCCCUACACAGAAGCGACGAUCUUAGAGGUCCAGAGAAUGUAUGGGGUGGUUACCCCUCUCUUAUUGAUCCACACAACUACCGAAGUAACGCAAUUAAAGGGAUACACUCUCCCACCAGGCACAUUAGUUGGAGCCAAUCUGUAUGCAAUCCAUAAUGACCCUGAACAUUGGGGAGAUCCAGAAGUCUUCAGACCAGAGAGGUUUCUGGGAGAUGAUGGCAAAGUAAAACGAGAUGAUCAUUUCUCAGUUUUUUCAGUUGGUAAAAGACAAUGCCUUGGCGAAUCCCUCGCGAAGAUGGAGCUUUUCAUAUUCUUUGUUGGUUUGAUGCAGAAGUUUGAAGUGAAAUUGCCUGAAGGAGCAAGUGAACCAGUGAUGCGACCUCAACUGAACCAUUCAACACAAUCGCCAAUACCAUAUAGCGUACGCUUUGUAUCAAGCGUUUGAUGAAGGGCUAACUGGACAAUUAAAAUAAUGUAAACACAUUUCCUUACAAUAAAGCAUAUGCUUUUUGCCAAUACAGUUCGGGAAUAUAAUAUCAAAUAAAUGUACGUCCAAUUCACUUAUUAGGAAGGUUAAGCUACACAUUUUAAAGAGAAUUCGUACGUGAUCUCCUUGGAAUUAAUUCCCCCUUUGUAGUACUCAGUCAUAUUCGAUCUACGCCAUCACUUUCCUUACAAGUUCUCUCAAAUUCACUGCAACUUUUCAUAUUGUAUCUAAGAUAAGGAAUCACGAUAGAAAAAUCGAGGAAUUGUUCCGAUAUGAAGUAAGAAUGGAAAUACUUCCAUUGUUUUAUAUACUGCAGAUAUGAAAUAAAUAUUUGAGAAACAA
Molecule: messenger RNA, 3276 nt
Organism: Owenia fusiformis
Lineage: Eukaryota; Metazoa; Annelida; Polychaeta; Sabellida; Oweniidae
Source: the annotation of a GenBank genome assembly